Molecule: messenger RNA, 3269 nt
Organism: Seminavis robusta
Lineage: Eukaryota; Bacillariophyta; Bacillariophyceae; Naviculales; Naviculaceae
Source: the annotation of a GenBank genome assembly
UCAUUUUUGUCAGAAGGGGUUACUAUUACGCCAAUGCUACCCAUUGCACCAGCAAGCCUUGUUACAUGUAUUGGUAUUAGCGUCCUCUUCCUCUCCAGAACUCCUUCAUCAUUAUCCGAAGCCGCUCCGUCGGUAUUAGCUUUCUUCUCCUUUCACCAACCGCUUUUUGUGACGGUCUUGUAUCCGCAUCUCCUUCUCGGUCUCUUCAUACAAAAACAACGGCAAGGAUGAGUGAUGAUGAGUUUGGAGACCCUGGGUGGAUGGAUGGUGUCGAUUUGGACGCCAUUGCGGCAGCUGCUGAAGGCAAGGGGACAUCCGACGGCAACGGCAAGAAGAAAGCUAUUGAAGCUUCUACCAGUACCAGUACCGGUACCGCAGCAACCAAUAAACGCCGCAAGGUGUCCAUUUCGCCCACUAAUCGAAAGAUGAGCACUGACAACAGCCAAGAAGCAUUGGAGAAGACUCUUCUUAAGUUCUUUGGUUAUUCCAAGUUCCGAAAGGGACAGCUGCAAGUCAUCCAGCAAGUACUACAGCAAGAUGCCAAUAGCAAUGACACUGCUGUAUUUUGGGCUACAGGUAGUGGGAAAUCACUCUGCUAUCAAAUUCCAGCCUUGCAUACACAACGAAUCACACUCGUGUUGAGUCCAUUGGUUAGUUUGAUGAACGAUCAAGUUCAUAGUCUGAAUGGACUCAUGACUGGUAACAAUGGCAACACCGAGAUUGCCACCUUUUUGGGAUCCGGCCAAACAGACAAGUCAAAAGAGCAUGCUGCCAUCCAAGAAGGCAAGUUUCCAAUCAUUUAUCUGACGCCAGAAAAGUUGCUUUCGGCAGGUUUUCUACAGCAACUAGAACGAUUGCACACAACCACAAGGGAAAUUGGUUUGAUUGCCAUUGAUGAAAGUCACUGCGUGAGUGAUUGGGGUCAUGACUUCAGGCCAGAGUACUCCAAAAUUGGUCAGGUACUGCGCAAUAAUACGUUGACAGGCCUGCAGCAUCUGAAACAGAUUCCCAUCAUGGCCUUGACUGCCACGGCAGUGCCUCGCGUCCAACAAGAUAUCUGUCAAUCACUAUUGCUCAAGAAUCCAUACACCGCACGGCAAUCUUCUGAUCGAAACAACCUCAUCAUCUCGGUGCACAAAAAAGACCGCGGAAUGGCAUUGUCAGCCGCCAUGGAACCGCUCAUUCAAACUCUCGUGAACAGCAAAAGCCAUCAGCAUCAGCAAAGUACCAUCAUUUAUGCUCCCACGCGCAACCUGGUCGAGGAGAUCACUUCCUUUUUGCGACAGCGACUCGCGGCACAAGAAAACAUUCAAGUCGAGGGGUACCACGCUGGAAUGCCCAAUGCCCAGCGGAGCGCUGCUCACACUAACUUUUUGACUGGAAAGACUACUGUCAUCUGUGGGACUUCGGCGUUCGGUCUCGGAAUCAAUAAAAUUGACACCAGGCGUGUGAUCCACUAUGGACCACCAAAGACAGUGGAAGAAUACUAUCAGCAAAUUGGCCGUGCGGGGCGUGAUGGCAUUCAAGCAGAGUGUACCAUGUACGUCUCCGAAGCGGAGUUCAAUUCUUACAAAAGUGACUUUUACAUUGGCAAACUCUCUGGCAAUGCCAAGCAGGCUGUUUUGGAGAGCAUUGAUGCUCUGAAAGAGUUUUCGUUAGACACGACAACCUGUCGCCGCAAGAGCCUAUUGACUUUCUUCAAGGAACGGCCAUCCUUUGGGGAACGGUGUGGCACAUGCGACAAUUGUCAAAAACACAAGACCAUGGACAGCAGAGACCUGGAACGAGACUUUCCUAUGGCGCGGGUUGUCUUGACUGCCAUCCAAGCUUUGGAUGGACCCAGUGUGUCCACAAUUCAAAGCGCCAUUUCCGGGAAGAAGCUGGAGAGCUAUCGAUACAAGCCAGGAGUUGUGGAAUACAAGGUCAAGGAGGCCAUCCAGAAGCUGAAGGAUGAGGCGGGCCAGAAGAUUUCGUUGGAUGGCUACCGAGAGUUCAUUGUCCCUUUGCAACAGCGUGGGUUUCUUCGCGAAUCUUCAAAAUCCAGUACCGUUAGUGGAUACCAGAGAACAUGGACAACAUACAGCAUCACCGAGAAAGGAGUGAGAGUACUGCGGGAUCAGUCAUUGCCAAUUGUGCUUCCCGUGCCUGCCUGGGUUCUGGAGGCUGAGCGAAUUGAAAAAGAAAGACGACAACGUGUUCUCAAACAGCUGGAAGACAGUGGAGUGGAGAUUGAUAAGCUCCCACAGGAGGAAUGUGAAGCAGGCGAUGGCGAUGUCAUUCGAGCUUACAGCAAAUGGCACUCUUACCUGAAGAGCAUGAAGGACAGAAACAACGAAGAUCGUGUGGCGCAGCUCGAGUUGCUGCUUGCGUCUGUUGAACAAUGGCGGGCUGCAGUUGCCAUCAAACAUCGAAUGGCUCCUGGAGCCGUGCUGGCGGAGCAUACGAUGCUGACAGUGACAUACACUACAGCUACACUUCCUCCAGCCAUGACUUUGAAAGAGGACGAUUUGAUUGCUGCUGGUGUCCGAACUCGCGAGAUUGCUUCGUUGUGCAAGGCGUUGACGGAAUGGCGUGACACACAUCGAUCUGCAAAGGAAGACGCCGGGCAAGCGAUGAAGAGCGCUUCGAAGACCAUGGAUCUCACACCUGGGCAAUCAGUCAAAGGGACAAGGCAGUGGGAAUAUGCAGUCUACAAAGUCAUCAAAAAGACUGGCCUAGCGAGCUGGGAAUCGAGCUACCUCCGGUUUCAGAAAGGUGAGAGUCCAACCACCAUCGCCAUGUCCCCAGCGAACGGCAAGCCCAUCCAGGUGAAGACGGUUUGUGGCCACGUGAUGACUGCUCUGCUUCAUGGUAGAGAAGUUGACUUGCAUCGAUUGGCGACCUGUUUGCCUCCACCAACUGCGCAAGAGUGGGAACGACUGCAGGAAGCUGAAAUAGAGGUCCGAGCUGACGUCUGCGGAAACCCUUUGAACAGUGGAGCCGGUGGCGUCAAGUUGACAAAGACAGAGCUCUUGCGCCCCAUUAUGGGCUCCGCAUUUGUUGAUACGCCGUACAACGAGAGAGGCGAAGAGGAAAAGGCCAACUUUUCAAUGUGGUGCGACCUUUUGGAAUGGUACAUGUCGUUUAAGCGGGUUGGGAUUGAGCCCUCCUUCAAGGACGAGUAGACAGACAUGUUGUCCAAGGCAAUGGCAUUAUUGAGAGUACUAGUAUUUGAUGGUGUACUAGUAUUAGCUCGACACAAAACACAUUAAACUAUAUGUUCAUACAGU